Molecule: messenger RNA, 8303 nt
Organism: Mobula hypostoma (lesser devil ray)
Lineage: Eukaryota; Metazoa; Chordata; Chondrichthyes; Myliobatiformes; Myliobatidae
Gene: ecpas
Product: Ecm29 proteasome adaptor and scaffold
Exons: 49
Coding region: 106-5610 (1834 amino acids)
Biological process (GO): proteasome assembly
Cellular component (GO): cytoplasm; nucleus
Molecular function (GO): molecular adaptor activity
Source: RefSeq, a predicted model, not a curated record
UCUACGCCUAACCACCGCCCUCAUUGUCUCGGUCGCUGUCCCGCUGUGUGCGCGCGCACGGCGCGUGGUCUGAACUCGGGCUCCCGUCGGCGCCGCUGCUGCAAGAUGGCCGCCCAGGAUGAGCUGAAUCAACUUGAGCGGGUUUUUAUGCGUCUAGGCCUUGCUGAAACAGAUGAGCAACUGCAAAGUAUUAUUUCAAAGUUUCUUCCUCCAGUUCUGCUGAAGCUGUCUAGUGUUCAGGAAGGAGUACGUAAAAAAGUCAUGGAACUAUUGGUUCACCUAAACAAGCGAAUUAAAAGUCGCCCCAAAAUACAGUUGCCAGUGGAGACACUCCUGGUUCAGUAUCAGGAUCCUGCUGCUGUUUCAUUUGUCACGAAUUUUACUAUAAUAUAUAUCAAGAUGGGGUAUCCACGCUUAUCCUUGGAGAAACAAUGUGAAUUGGCGCCUUCCUUGGUUACUGCAAUGGAAAGCAAACCUCAGCCACAGCAGGACAGCCUAAUGCAAUUGCUGAUUCCAACAUUAUAUCAUGUGAAAUAUCCAGCUGAAAAAACCAAAGGAGCAUCUGUUUUCAACUUGGGAGAGAAACCAGAAAUUGUUCAGCAGUUAUUAGACUUCAUGUUGGAUGUGUUAUUGAUGCCUUAUGGGUUUGUGUUGAGUGAGCCCCAGAGUCGGCCAAGUCAAGGUCCACAGCAAGGGGUCAGUGGUGUUGGACUUGCUCAGCCACCGCCAGGCAUGAGUUCAUAUGCAGCUAAACGUGUUGUUGGUGAUAACCCCUGGACAGCUGAACAAUUGGAACAGUGCAAAUUAGGAAUUCUGAAAUUUAUCCAAGCGGAACAAAUACCAGAAAAUGAAGCAGUUGUUCAUUUGGUGGUAGCAUCAAGUGAUACUCGGCACAGCGUGGCAACUGCUGCAGAUAUGGAGGUGAAAAGCUGGCAGAGAGUAAUUGACUGGAACAAUCCGAUUAUUGUCAAUAAACUCUACAAGAUUUACCUGGGAGACAUACCACUGAAAACAAAAGAGGGAGCGGCUUUAAAGCCUGAACUAAAACGGGAGCCAGUUAGCACCAGAGUAAAACUGAAGAUUCUCCCUCAUUUAAUGCGGUCCAGGCAGGCAGCAGAGACAUUCCCAGCGAGCAUACAGGUGGUAUAUGAUGGGCUGUUUGGUGCCAAUACAAAUGCCAAGUUGAGAGGUCUAAGUAUACAGUUUGUGCACCAUAUAUGUUCAGUUUGUCCUGAUAACAAAAUAAAACCUUUGGGACCAAUGCUUCUAAAUGGGCUUACUAAGAUGAUCAAUGAAUACAAAGAGGAUCCAAAAACACUUUCUUUGGCAUAUUCAGCAGUUGGAAAAGUGUCCAGCCGUUUACCACAACUUUUUACAAAAGAUUUAGCACUUGUGCAGCAGUUUUUUGAAGCUAUGUGCAAGGAAAAUCCCGAUAUCAGACUUUCUAUUCAGGAAGCAUUGUCUAUGAUGGUGGGAGCCUACUGUUCAUUGCAAGGAGCUUCAGUUACACUAAUGGAAGCUUUGGUUGCAGCAUACCUGGAGAAGCCAGAAGUGCAAGUACGGCAGGUUGCUGUGAAAUUUGCCAGCACGGUGUUCGCCUCAGACCAUAUACCAUCCAGAUACAUGUUGUUACUUGCUGCUGGAGAUCCGAAAGAGGAAGUAUAUGGGGAAGCAAGACGUGUACUGAGGGCUCUACCAAAUCAAUCGACAGAGAAGGAAAGCACCCCUACAGUUUUGCCAGCAUUUCCUGAAAUGGUCCAUUAUAUUCAAGAUAAGGCUUCUCAAAGGAUAAAAACUUCAGCAAAGUAUGUUACUGGAACACACAUCCUGCCAUUUAACCCAGCUACCUAUGCCGAGAUUAUCCUGUACCUGCGGAUGUGUCUAGCGCAUAGUGCAGGGGUGAUACCCGCAUCUCAAAGUUUCGUUGACAUGCAGGAUCAAGCUCCAGCUAUUGGUUGUUAUGUCAGAAAUUUGUUGUCAAGCACCUUCAUUUCACCAUCAUCCUCAAAGAAUUGGGAUAUUGAUCCUGUGCAAGGAUACAUUGAUCUUCUUGAACAAUUGCUAUCAUCCAUCGGAGGGUUGCCUGUGAUGUACUGUUUAUUGGAAAUAGUCUCUGUCUAUCCACAAAAGUUGGCUGUGCAGUUCACAGAAAAAAUAGAUUGGAUUAAGGGCCUUAUGAACACAAACAAAGACGAGAUGCGUGACCUUGCAGCACAGUUUUAUGCAGUGGUGCUAUCCAUCAUGUCUGGGAAUGAUUUCCACUUGGCUAUUGAGAAUCUCAUUAAGUCCACCAAAGACAAUAGCCCUGAAACACAGCAUGGAGCUUUGUUAGCUUUGGGGUAUAUGGUUGGACGCUACUUGAGCAGAAAGAAAAAAGCCGGAUUGGAUAUCCAAGAUCUCGAAGAAUCGGAAGUUCAGGACCCUCUGGAAGACCAGUUACUCAAAUCAACAACGGAAACAAUUAUUUCAUUUUUAGAUGAUGCGUCCCCUUCUCUGGCUUUGGCUGCUUGUGUGGCAGUUGGUGAAAUUGGAAGGAGCGGUGCUUUACCCAUUGCAAAUGAAGGCCCAGGGUACACAAAGCUGCGCAUAGUUGAGACCCUGCUGGCUAAACUCCCCUUAAGCAAAGAAAGCAACAAGAUGAAAGAGCGAGCAGUGCAGACACUGGGUUAUUUCCCUGUCGGGGAUGCCGAUUUUCCUCAUCAAAAGAAACUCUUACAAGGAUUGAUGGAUUCUGUUGAGGCAAAGCAAUUAGAGCUGCAGUUUACAGUUGGAGAAGCAAUCACCAAUGCUGCAAUAGGGACGAACUCACUGGCAGCUCGUGAUCUGUGGAUGGUUACUGAAGGAGAAUAUAUAUCUCCAGACACUAUUAAAGUAAAUGAUGUUGUUCCGUGGGUUUUGGAUGAAAUCCUAAAGAAGUACAUUGUUAGUCCAAAUCCCCAUAUCCGUCAGGCUUCCUGUAUCUGGCUUUUGUCACUGGUGAAAAAACUGAGUCAACACAAGGAGAUCAAGGGUCAUUUAAAAGAAAUUCAGGGUGCAUUCAUCUCAAUUUUAUCAGAAAAUGAUGAGCUUAGCCAGGAUGUGGCUUCUAAAGGUCUUGGACUGGUAUAUGAACUAGGCAGUGAACAAGACCAACAUGAGCUGGUGUCAGUGCUUGUGGAAACACUUAUGACAGGAAAACGAGUUAAACAGAAUCUGUCAGAAGAUACUGAAUUAUUUCAGGGAGGCUCAAUGGGGAAAACCCCUGAUGGACAGGGACUGUCAACUUACAAAGAACUUUGCAGUCUUGCCAGUGACCUUAAUCAACCCGAUCUUGUUUACAAGUUCAUGAAUUUAGCCAAUCAUCAUGCAAUGUGGAACUCUAGAAAGGGUGCUGCUUUCGGGUUCAACGUCAUAGCAACAAAGGCUGAAGAACAGCUGGCUCCUUAUUUAUCUCAACUUGUCCCUCGACUUUACCGAUAUCAGUUUGAUCCAAAUUCUGGAAUCCGGCAAGCCAUGACUAGUAUUUGGAAUGCCCUUGUCACGGAUAAAAGUGCUAUAGAUAAAUACCUAAAGGAGAUCCUUCAAGAUCUUAUAACCAACUUAACCAACAAUCUUUGGCGUGUUCGUGAAUCCAGUUGUUUAGGAAUGAGUGAAAUACUGCGAGGAAGAAAAGUGGAUGAAAUUAUUGACAGACUUCCAGAAAUAUGGGAAACACUCUUCAGAGUGCGGGAUGACAUAAAGGAAUCUGUUCGUAAGGCAGCAGACCAGGCACUUAAAACCCUGAGUAAGGUUUGCAUACACAUGUGUGAACCAUCCAAUGGUGCUGCUGGUCAACGAUUUGUUGCUGUGCUCUUACCUUGCUUAUUGGACAAAGGCAUUAUUAGCCCUGUGGCAGAAGUUCGUUCUAUAAGCAUCGACACCCUUGUAAAAAUUAGCAAAAAUGCAGGGCCACUGUUAAAGCCACACGCAGCAAGACUUAUCCCCACUUUAUUGGAAUCACUUAGUGUACUUGAGCCACAAGUCCUCAAUUAUUUGAGUCUACGUGCAACUGAACAAGAGAAGACUGCUAUGGACAGUGCCAGGCUCAGUGCAGCCAAGUCUUCUCCGAUGAUGGAAACCAUCAAUAUGUGUCUCCAGCAUAUAGACACAAAUGUUCUGGGGGAUUUAGUUCCAAAGUUGUGUGAACUCCUCAAGAGUGGAGUAGGUCUUGGAACUAAGGGAGGCUGUGCCCAUGUGGUGGUGUUUUUGACAACCAAAUGUCCACAAGACUUAAAUUCAUUUGCAAGUAAAUUGUUGAGCGCUCUGUUGACAGGUUUAAAUGACCGUAAUGCUACCAUACGAAAAGCUUACGCUGUUGCAGUCGGUCAUUUGGUUCGGACAGCACGGUCCAGCAGCUCAGAAAAAUUAUUUCAAAAACUCAACAUGUGGUACCUUGAAAAAGAUGAGCCCGUCUAUCAGUCAGCUUGCGUACUAACUGUAAGUGCCAUUGGGCGGCAUAGCCCCGAUAUAAUCAAGCAACAUGCAGCCCUGGCCUUACCCCUCGCAUUUCUUGGAAUGCAUGAAAUCCCAGAUGAAGAUAAGGGGGAAAGCAGUGACUCUGAGCUGUGGAUGGAAGUAUGGCAGGAGAACGUACCUGGUAGCUUUGGUGGAAUACGACUGUACAUGCAGGAAUUGAUUGCUAUUACACAAAAGGCACUGCAGUCCCAAUCCUGGAAGAUGAAAGCACAAGGAGCAACAGCUAUGGCAUCCAUUGCUAAGCAGCAGACAGGUUCAUUGGUUCCACCACACUUAGGGAUGAUACUGAAUGCACUUUUACAGGGAAUAGCAGGUCGAACUUGGACAGGAAAGGAGGAAUUAUUGAAAGCUGUUGACACUGUGGUGACUACGUGCAAUGCAGAAUUGCAGAAAUCUGUGCCUGGCCAGCCUAGUAUAGACACCAUUAUUCAGGUUAUGUUAAAAGAAUGCCAGAAAGAAAAUCUUCGGUACAAAAUGGUUGCUUUGAAAAGUAUUGCAAACAUUCUGCAAGCAACAAAAGAAGAUUGUUUCCAGAAUAUGGUGGAUAUUCUAUUCCCUGUUAUUAAAAAGAGUACAGCAACAGGAUCAUCCAGAAAAGAUGAUGAUGAGGAAGAGGAGGGAGAGAGAGAGAAAGAACUACGGAUGGAAUAUCUGCUUUGUGCUUUUGAUACUCUUGGGAAAGCCUGGCCCAGAACUUUAGAAACACAGGCUCGGUACCAUGUAGAAUUGUGUCACUUAAUGUGUGAAAGGCUAAAGCUAAGUACAUGGAAAGUUCAACUGGGAGUGCUCCAAGCAAUGAACGCUUACUUCCAGGGCUUACUGCUUCUCAGCCAAGACAACAAAGACACAGAGACAUUAUCUGAGAUCUUGAAAGAUACUUGCUCUGCACUCACCUUUCCAUUAGAAAACAAGAGCUACUCUUCAGUACGAACAGAGGCUUUAUCAAUAUUAGAACUGCUCUUUAAAAAACUUGAAGAGACUAAUCAGUGGGCAGCUUUGACUCCUGAAAAGAGGGAUAUAAUUCUUAAGUCUCUAACCAGUAUGGAAUCAGACAACAGGCCGGAACUGAAAGAUAAAGCUUCAACUCUUAAGAAACGCCUUGCAAGUGUCCCAUAAACCUGCACAGUCGUACUGUUCAUCUGAAGACUUGACAACCCAAACUCUUGCUAAUCAUUUUGGAUACAUUAGACCUAAAGUUUUGCUUCGUAUGUUGUCAGGUUGGCCUGUUUAAGAGUAUAAGUCAAACGCUGUACCUGCAGCUUAGAAGGGGUGCGAGUGUGGUGAAUUCCAUUUUCUGAUGUUGGUUUGCGUGUGCUCAGUUAGUGUUUUGCAGAUUCUCAUAUCUGCACAAGAUGCAAAUUAUAUCUCUGUGUCUUCCUCCAGUUAAUCAGGAAAUUACAGAGGCUGAAGGUUCUGGUUAUGAAACAUUGAAUAUGGUCGUCAAGCAGUAGUUCAGAGUUGAAGGUGUGGUUAUGAGGUGCGCACAUCAAUUUAGUCAGUGCCAGGUUUAGUGAAGUUAAGUGUUAGUCCAAUAAAUUACAACAAGAGAUAUUAGAUUAUAUUGAAUCUGAAGGAGGUAGCACUUGGCUGUCAAAGAUGCAGUGUGUCUCCAUUUUAUGUCAUUAAAUACUGUCAUUGUGGCAGCGUUUGUAAUAUAAUUGCACAUGAAUGUGCACUCCAAAAUGCCAUUCAGACAUCAGUUCUUUCUAGAACUGAUUUCAGCACAUAGCUGCUUCCCUUUAGCUAGCUAAACAUUUAGCACUUCUUAUUUCCAUGCUGCUGCACAACUUCUAUUGCAACAUUUUUCUAGAAUUUGGGCAGUGAGGAAAAACAAGAUGAAGAAAAUGUUUUUGAUGAUAUAAUUAUUACUGCCAAGUUGGAAUUAUCUUCAACAUCAUUUGUACUGUGAAAUGGAAGUGGUGUCACAGGAAUUAUUCUGGUUGUUCCCAGCGUUCACCACUAUAUCAUAUUUGACAGGGUUUAACCAUCUAAACUGCAAAGCAUUUUGCAGUCCUUUUAAAUUUUGCAAAAGCAUAAAAUCUCUGAGGACCCUAAGGAGCUGAUAAUCAAGAUAUCUCAUUUCCCUUUACAGUGUACAUUAACUCCAUUUAUGUCACACAUUUUCUAAUGAAUUCGUAAGGUGAGCUGUAUUGAAGUUUAUGUUUUAGUACGUAGGAUAUGUGCUGGGCUCAUAAAUAGCAACCUUUCUCCUCUAUUGCCCUAAGCAAGAUCAGUUUGCACCUCAUGUGUGCUAAUUUUUUUUUAAUUAAUAUUUUAAGUAAAUCCAUCAAACUACAAGAAGUUUCAAAUCUUUUCAUUUUACUUUGAUCCUGUAAAGCAAUUCAAAAGAAGGCUUCCAACAGAUAAUAUAGGUAAACAGACCUCUCCUAAUUUUCCAUCAGUCCUGAGAUAUUGACAAUGAAAUGGCCUGUCUUUUGUGUUUCAUAGAUGUGCCAGAUCAUCAAAAGGUAAUGAAUUAUGUUGUUCCUUCACAUAAAUAUUUUUUCUUGAGAUUGUAAGAUGUAUCAUAUGCUUUUGUGGUCAAUGGCACUUUUACAGUAAUUAAGGUAAAUGCAGAACAAAGUUUAGCAAAGGGGAAUUGCAAAAUCAUUGACAGGUCUGAAAUAUUUAGAAAGGCAAACUGAUAGAAUGGACAGGGUCUCAAAAGCUAAGGGUUUGAUGUCUACAUCUGCCCAUUACAUGGGUCAGUUUGAUCCUAAUGAAGAAAUUGUGGUCGAACAUCUGGUACACCAGACGGGAGAAUUGGCUGUCUGCUUCAAUCCCACCAAAUAUCACCCUACUCUGUGUGGUGAAGGAUCUGCAAUGAGGAGUUAAAUUAUAAUUUAAGUAUGGUUAUCCUGUAGCUGUGUGAGAGCAAAGACUAGUAAUUGAUAUUGGGUUGUUCUUAGUGCUGUUCUGUAUAGUAUGUGGCAGUUUGUUUAUCGACCAGUAUGUCACUAGGAUGCUUUGCUUGCUUGAGUUCUCGAUAGUUUCAAGCUGAGCUUCACCAGGGGGAACGAUUGAUGCCAGCCACAUCCAAGCAGAAAAGUGGCCUUCCUCAAGUUUUCUAUAAAGAAUGAUUGCACUAUUUUGCUAACCAUAAACACUGUACCAUGCCCUGUGUGGGCAAAUACUUGAUGCUACUCCAGCCAUUCACUGGUAAAACUUUGUACUGAUAACUAAAUCUUGUGUUCUGUCUCUCAGAACUUCUUAACAGAAUUGUUUGUAUGGGAAGAAAAAUCUGGGACUUGGUUAACAAAAAAAGAAAAAAUAAGACCCUUAUUAAAAGCCCAUUUUACUGCUGUAGGUUAGUAUAGUUUCAAAUUAACUUUAAAUUGAAUUGUAUUAAUGGUGAUGAUUAAUUUACUCAGGUCAGAGUUAAAUAACUCCAGCCUCCAUUGCCAGGUUAAAUCUUUAUUCUGAAGCUAAAGGUGUCAGUAAGAAAUGUAAUUUCUGUGACAAUUUCAUUUGGCCUUACAAUUGAGCACCUGUAGUGUUUGCUUAAUUGGGCACUGUAGGAUGUACAUUCUUAGUAUAUGUUCAUAAAAGCAGUUUAUAAACAUCAGAUGGAUCGGAUUCACUGUGUCAGUGUAUGUCAUUUAGAACUGGGGAUCUAAGAAAUGUUUGAGAAAACUGGUGGGCCCCAUGAAGAAUGUCCAUAUGAAUUGUGCUUGCAUGAUGUGUAUAAUAAAAUUAUGCUUGGUCUUCUAUGAGACAUUGCUUAUGGAUGAGGGAAAGUGUAUACAGACACUUUAACAUUGCCAAAAUCAAUAAAUACUCUUGUGCUGUUAUACUACUGCUUUUUAUGU